Dictyostelium purpureum is the source of this 1731-nucleotide messenger RNA. RefSeq lists its product as uncharacterized. The record is from RefSeq and is a predicted model, not a curated record. Bases 1 to 1731 code for a protein of 576 amino acids. Lineage: Eukaryota; Evosea; Eumycetozoa; Dictyosteliales; Dictyosteliaceae. The transcript is spliced from 3 exons.
AUGAAUGUUAUUAAAAUAUGUAAAGAAUUUAAAUUAAUAGAUUUAAUAUGUAAAGAAAUUUUAUUUUCAACAAAUAAUAACAGUAGUAAUAAUAAUAAUGAAAUUCCAUCAUCAUGGGACGUCAAAGAAAUGAUAAUCUCAUUAUUAAAUAUUAAUAAUAAAAAUAAUUCUAAUAAUUUUAUAAAUAUAGAAAAAACUAUAAAUAAUAGUGACAGUAAUAAUAAUAUUAUCUAUACUUUUAAAAUAGAAUUAUCAGAAUCAUCAUCAACACCCAAUUUGUUUGAAAAACUAAACAAUAAAAUUAUAAGUUUUUAUGGAAUAAAAAAUAAUUUUAAAUUUAUAGUUUUAGAUAAUCAAAUAAAUAAUAGUAAUAAUAAUAAUAAUAAAAAUAAUGAUAGUAAUAAUGUUUCAGAUACAUUAAUAAUAAAAAACUUACCAAAAUUAAUAUUUUUAAACUAUUCGGGUAGUGGCGGGUCCAAUGAUGAGAGUAGAAUAUUAAACUCAUUCAAAUCAAUUUGGAGCUAUUUCGGUCAAAUAAAAAAUUUAGAAAUUUUAAAAAAUGAUAUAAUUACAUUCGAUAUAAUAUUUCAAUUUAGCAAUAUUAAAGAUUCCUUAGAAUGCUUUAAUAAGAUAAAAAGUAAAAAAUUGGUUUAUGUUGAUGGCAGAAAAGAACAGGUUAUCAAUAAUUUAGAAAUAGAAUUUAACUUUAAUAACUAUUUAUCAAAUGAAAACAUUAGAAAAAGAAAAUUUAAUAAGGAACUAUUAGAGUUAAAAUUAAGAGAAAAAAAAGAAAAGGAAAGACAAGAGAAACUGAAGCAAGAAGAGCAGGAAAGAUUGGAAAAGGAAAAUAGAGAUAGAGAGUCUGAAAGAAUAGAGAAAGAAAAACAAGAGAAAGAGCUUCAACUACAAAUAGAACUCGACCAACUUAAAGCAGAGAUUGAAGAAGAGAAAAGGAGAAUCAAAAAAGAAAAAGAGGAAAAAAAAAAAUUGAAAUUAGAAAGAAAGAGAAAAAGAGGACAAGAAGAAGAAUUAGAAAAAGAGAAUCAAAGAUAUGAAAUGGAAUUAAAUCAACGACUAGAGGAUGAAUACAGACUAAAGCAGCAAAGGAGCCAACAAGAGGAGGAAAGACAACAACAGCACCACUAUCAGCAACAGGUAUUAUAUAAUAAAAGGCAGCAACAACAAUAUGAAUAUGAACAAAAAUUAUUAAACCAAAUAAGAAAGGAGGAAGAAAAAGAGGAAAUAGAUAGUAUUGAAUUUGAAAAAGAAGAGAGUCGAAUUAAUGAACAAAAAGAAAAGCAACUUCUUACCCCAGAGAAUAUUCAAUUUCAAAUAGAUAGGUUAAAUCAAUGGAUUGAUCACUUAAAUAGAAUUAUAGUUUUAAAAUCUAAAAAUGAAUCAGUUGCAAGUAGUGAGGAAUCAUCAUCUUCCUCAAUUCACUCCUAUAAAAUGAUAUGGCAGUUACCAUCAAGAAACAAUGAGAACAACUAUUACAAAUCAAUCGAGAAUAAAAUGAACCAAGAAAAUAUUUAUGUAAAAGGUAAAUCAAUAAUUCCAUCAACUUCAAAAAUAGGAAUAAAUGUUUUAUACAACAAUGAAGAGAGUGACAAGUGUAAAAACAAUGAAGAAAGAAUCCACGACAAAUUUGGAAAUAGUACUGAAAUAAAUUUAAAAAGCAAAGAGCUCGAGUUAAAAGAAAUGAUUUUAAAAAAACGUUUAUUAUUCUCUUAA